AUGCCUCGCUCCUCGCGCUCUGGUACUCGCCCUGCAUCACAUGCCCCGCCGCGCUCGGCUCCCUCGGGAUCGCGCGGUAUGCACACUAUGUCGGCGCCUCCGCAGAGCUUCAAGGCGCCUCCGCAGUCUCGUGCUGCACCUGCGCAGCACCAUGCAGCCCCACCUCAUCAAGGUCCCACUGUCGUAUCCCAAGGUCCUGGCAUGUUCGGACAGAUGGCCUCCACGGCAGCCGGUGUGGCUGUUGGCUCGACUGUGGGCCACGGUAUCAGCAACAUGUUGUUCGGUGGCCGCCACGCUGAGCCUGCGCCAGCUGCCGAGGCCCAUCCGCCCGCAGCACAGUACGACCAGUCGUUCUCGCAGCAGCCCACUGGCAUCAACUGUGACGUGCAGAGCAAGGAAUUCCUACAGUGCCUGGAGAAGACCAACGACAUGAACGCUUGCUCGUACUACCUGGAGCAGCUGAAGGCUUGCCAGGCUGCUGCUCGUGGCUACUAA
Malassezia pachydermatis is the source of this 495-nucleotide messenger RNA. RefSeq lists its product as hypothetical. Lineage: Eukaryota; Fungi; Basidiomycota; Malasseziomycetes; Malasseziales; Malasseziaceae. The record is from RefSeq and is a predicted model, not a curated record. Bases 1 to 495 code for a protein of 164 amino acids. Gene Ontology annotation, cellular component: mitochondrion; nucleus. The transcript has 2 exons. Gene Ontology annotation, biological process: mitochondrion organization.